CCCAAUCUCACACAACAACUCUUCCCCACUGAGAGGAGGCAGCCAGUGCAACUCCAACCUCAGGAGACCCACCGCCUCCAACCCGACGGCAGCCACCCCGGCCGACAGCUCCAGAGACCACAGCCGGCGCGUCCAGGCACCCACCUGCGCUCCGAGCUCGCUCCCGGCUCCGGCCCACCGCGCCCCUCGCCGUCGCCUCGCAUAGCGUCCUGCCGCCCGCUCCGAUCGCAGCGCCCUGACCAUGGCCGCCGCUGUGGGACCGGUCCGCUUCGCCUUCGUGCUCCUCCUCGCCCUGUGCAGCCGGCCGGCCACCGGCCAGGACUGCGGUGGGCAGUGCCAAUGCGGGACAGCGCCGGCGCCUCGCUGCCCGGCCGGCGUGAGCCUUGUGCUGGACGGCUGCGGCUGCUGCCGCGUCUGCGCUAAGCAGCUGGGCGAACUGUGCACCGAACGCGACCCCUGCGACCCGCACAAGGGCCUCUUCUGUGACUUUGGUUCCCCAGCCAACCGCAAGAUUGGCGUGUGCACCGCCAAAGAUGGUGCCCCAUGCGUCUUCGGCGGGACUGUGUACAGGAGUGGAGAGUCCUUCCAGAGCAGCUGCAAGUACCAGUGCACUUGCCUAGAUGGAGCGGUGGGCUGCGUGCCCCUGUGCAGUAUGGAUGUUCGCCUGCCCAGCCCUGACUGCCCCUUCCCGAGAAGGGUCAAGCUGCCUGGGAAGUGCUGUGAGGAAUGGGUGUGUGAUGAGCCCAAGGACCACACCGUGGUUGGCCCUGCCUUGGCUGCCUACCGUCUGGAAGACACCUUUGGCCCAGACCCAACUAUGAUGCGAGCCAACUGCCUGGUCCAGACCACAGAGUGGAGCGCCUGUUCCAAGACCUGUGGGAUGGGCAUCUCCACCCGGGUUACCAAUGACAACGCCUUCUGCAGGCUAGAGAAGCAGAGUCGCCUCUGCAUGGUCAGGCCUUGUGAAGCUGACCUAGAAGAGAACAUCAAGAAGGGCAAAAAGUGCAUCCGUACCCCCAAAAUCUCCAAGCCUGUCAAGUUUGAGCUUUCUGGCUGCACCAGUGUGAAGACAUACAGGGCCAAAUUCUGUGGUGUGUGCACAGAUGGUCGAUGCUGCACCCCUCACAGAACCACCACCCUGCCUGUGGAGUUCAAGUGUCCUGAUGGUGAGAUCAUGAAGAAGAGCAUGAUGUUCAUCAAGACCUGUGCCUGCCAUUACAACUGCCCUGGAGACAAUGACAUCUUUGAGUCACUAUACUACAGGAAGAUGUAUGGAGACAUGGCAUAAAGCCAGAGAGUGAGAGACAUGAACUCAUUCGACUGUAACUUGAACUGAUUCACAUCUCAUUUUUAUGUAAAAUGAUUUCAGUAGCACAAGUUAAUUUAAAUCUGUUUUACUAAGUGGGGGAGAAAAAUUCCCACCAAAUUCAAAAUAUUGUGCCAUGUCAUACAAAUAGUCUCUCAACCCCAGACACUGGUUUGAAGAAAGUUAAGACUUGACAGUAGGACUGCAGUAGCACACAGUGCCUGAAUGUACACUAAAGGGUGGCUUCAGGAGAAGUGGAGACACCAGUAGGAAGCCUAGUACCAUCAGAUUGCAUCUUAAAGUUGUAAUGUGCCUGCAACUUGGAGUGUAAUUGAGAAGGAAAAUUUUAGCAUACUUGCUGAUCUGCCUGUAGCUCCAGCAACAGCUAGGAUCUGCAUUCUCCAGCCAUUGUGAGGCUGAGUCAAGUUGUUCUUUAAGUCAGAACAGCAGAUUCAGCCCCGACAUUCUGAUUCAAAUGACAGUGUUUAGGAAUCAGAAAACUGUCUAUUAGACUGGACAGCUUGGGGCAAGUUAAUUUGCCUGUAACAAGCCAGAUUUUUUUAUUGAUACUGUAAAUAUUGUGGAUAUAUAUAUUAUAUAUAUAUAUAUUUGUACAGUUAUCUAAGUUAAUUUAAAGUUGUUCGUGCCUUUUUGUUUUUGUUUUAAUGCUUUGAUAUUUCAAAUGUUAGUCUCAAGUUCUGAACACCAUAGGUAGGACGUGAAGCUUAUCUGAUAAUUCAAAGCCUGAAAUGAAUAUUCAAGUGGAAAUUGUAAUCAGUUAGAGUGGCAGUCCAUCAAAACAGAUGGUUUGCUGAAGGUGAGGUAGCAAUGUCCUUGGAAAUCUGGUUUCUAGACAGGAAAUGUGGUAGCCUCACUUUCAGUGACCAAUGGCCUUUAUUGGAAAAUGACUGGCUCUAUAUAAUUCUAUAGGUCAGUUUUCCACCUAGAAGCAUUUGUUUCUAUUUUGACUAUGACUGUUUUUUGGACAGUUUAUUUGUUGAGAGUGUGACCAAAAGUUACAUGUUUGCACCUUUCCAGUUAAAAAUAAAGUAUAUAUUUUUUCUACAAA
This is a messenger RNA of Marmota monax (woodchuck), 2375 nucleotides long. It is a transcript of the gene Ccn2, whose product is annotated as cellular communication network factor 2. Bases 242 to 1288 code for a protein of 348 amino acids. The record is from RefSeq and is a predicted model, not a curated record. Gene Ontology annotation, cellular component: extracellular region; extracellular matrix. Lineage: Eukaryota; Metazoa; Chordata; Mammalia; Rodentia; Sciuridae. Gene Ontology annotation, biological process: signal transduction; cell adhesion. Gene Ontology annotation, molecular function: heparin binding; integrin binding. The transcript is spliced from 5 exons.